UAUGAGCUAUAUGAGAUUACCACAGGGAAACGGGGCGACACUGCAGCAAACAAAGCUAAUUAGUCACUUUGUCAUAAUGAGGGUGGAAGGAAAAUAUAUCCUUGUCGUACUCCUACUUUGCUUCUUACCUGAAAGAGUUACAUCAGGAUCCUCUGACUGCGAGGUAGAGUGUUGUAGGGGGUGCGAAGUCCACUUCACUGGAAAAAUAAGCAAGAAACAUGCGACCCUCACCGAGCGGAGGUCUCGCUCCAGCUCAUACAGCACGUCCUGUGGCUUCUGGGCGUGGGGCUCCUGCAGGAAAUACCGUCGGCAAUACUACAUCCACACGGACUACAAGACACUGUAUUACAGCACCGUAGGGAUGAAGUGUGACCCGAGCUGUCAAUGUACCGACAGAGUUUCUAUGCUCCCACCUGCUAUAUCUGCUGCCUCCAACUCAACAACAUCCGGCGGAAAAUAGUUCCAUCUCUCCAGCCUCAGACUGAAAGCGGUUAUCACCCCUCUCAAAGUGGACCCUUCUCCCCAAAUUACGACUUGAAGUAGUGCUUCUCUAUAGGUUCCGAUUUUACGCAGUUCCAUAUCCCUCUCUAACAGCCAACUCUCGAAACUCCCGACUUGGUCACCUGAACGUGCAUGCAAUCAUUAGUGUUUUCACACACCGCGGAAACCCACAGCUGUCUAUGUAAUGUUAAUGCAGCAAACAGAUUCAUAUCAACGUUUACAUUUGUGCAUGCGCUGUCAUUUAAGGUCGAAGUACAACGAAGCUUCAAAUUGAGACUAAAAGAGAUAAAAAAAGAGAGCUAAAAUCUCCGAGCUUGUGUUUGGUUUGUAACCAAAGUCAAGUAGAAAAAUUCUCACAAAAUAUUCUGUAAUGUACUUGAUAAAUAUAAGAUUAUAUUUGAUAUUUUUUAAAUUUUAGUAGUAGUAGUGGUAGUAGUAGUAGUAGUAGUAGUAGUAGUAGUAGUAAUGCACGGUUUCUAUUGAGAUAGAAUCAUAUUUUCUUUCUUUGUUUGACUUUUUCUGAUUUCAGUGUUACCAUGGGCACUUCAUGGUGUUACGUCCACACUUGAUGUUCCAACUAUCUCUAAUACAGCUACACUGUUUCUUUUGUUUUGUUGUAAUCUAUUAAAGAUAUCUUUUGUUCAAGUUUGAA
Haliotis rufescens (red abalone) is the source of this 1153-nucleotide messenger RNA. RefSeq lists its product as uncharacterized. Lineage: Eukaryota; Metazoa; Mollusca; Gastropoda; Lepetellida; Haliotidae. The transcript is spliced from 4 exons. The record is from RefSeq and is a predicted model, not a curated record. The coding region runs from base 2 to 460 and encodes 152 amino acids.